UUGCAGUGAAGGGGGGUUAGAGAAAAUACUCUGUGUUUGACAUAUUCUCAGGAUGGAUUUAUUUUGAAGUUUUCACCCCAGUUGCUGAUUCACUUGUAGAAGUCUUCCUGGUUGUACCUGUGUGUAAUCAAAAUGUGUUAAGGGCUGAGUGAUCAGGAUGGCCUCGGCGGGGCAAGAGAAGCAGUACCCUCCUUCGCUGCUAAGUUUUUUCAUCUAUAACCCUAAAUUUGGCCCAAAAGAAGGCGAGGAAGAAAAAAAGAUUCUCUUUUACCAUCCAAACGAAGUAGAAAAGAAUGAAAAAAUUAAGAAUGUCGGCCUUUGUGAAGCAAUAGUGCAGUUUACAAGAACAUUUAACCCACUGAAGCCGGCGAAAUCUUUACACACACAGAAAAACAGGCAGUUUUUUCAUGAGCCAGAAGAAGGAUUUUGGAUGGUUAUGGUGGUGAAAAAUCCAGCUAUUGAAAAAAAAGGCAGCGCUAACACAACCGUUACAGAAUUUCAGGAAGAUGAGCUGUUGGACAAGGUGUAUUCAUCAGUGCUGCAGCAGUGCUAUAGAAUGUAUAAGCUCUUUAAUGGCACAUUUACCCGGGCAAUGGAGUCUGGGGGUGUACAACUACUAAAAGAUAGGCUUGAGAAAUUCUUUCACCGGUAUUUACAGACAUUACAUUUGCAGUCAUGUGACCUGCUUGACGUGUUUGGCGGCAUUAGCUUUUUUCCUUUGGAUAAAAUGACGUAUUUAAAAAUCCAGUCUUUUAUCAACCGGGUGGAAGAGAGUCUGAGCAUUGUGAAGUACACUGCGUUUCUAUACAAUGACCAGCUCAUCUGGAGCGGCUUAGAACAAGAAGAUAUGAGAAUUUUGUAUAAAUACCUCACCACAUCUCUCUUUCCAAGGCACAUUGAGCCUGAGUUAGCAGGCAGAGAUUCUCCGAUACGCCCAGAAAUGCCUGGGAAUUUGCAGCACUAUGGAAGAUUCCUAACAGGGCCGUUAAACCUCAGUGAUCCGGAAGCUAAGUUUAGAUUUCCAAAAAUCUUUGUAAAUACGGAGGACUCAUAUGAGGAGCUGCACCUGGUAGUGUAUAAGGCAAUGAGUGCUUCUGUGUGCUUUAUGAUAGAUGCGUCUAGGCAGCUAACGCCAGAUUUCUGUCGGAAGUUAGACGGUCUUGUUGGGCCUCAGCUUACAGUAUUAGCUUCGGAUAUUUGUGAACAGUUUAAUAUCAACAGAAGGAUAUCAGGGUCUGAGAAAGAUCCCCAAUUUAAAUUUAUUUAUUUUAAUCAUAUGAACCUAGCGGAGAAAAGUACAAUUCACCUGCGGAAGACACCAAGUAUCUCCCUUACAUCCGUACAGCCGGAUCUAAUGAAGAUCCUGGGGGACAUUAAUAGCGAUUUUACGAGGGCGGAUGAAGACGAGGAGAUCAUAGUCAAGGCUAUGAGCGACUACUGGGUUGUAGGAAAAAAGUCUGACCAACGGGAGCUGUAUGUUAUCUUGAAUCAGAAAAACUCCAAUCUAAUUGAAGUAAAUGAUGAGAUCAAGAAGCUCUGUGCGACGCAGUUUAAUAACAUAUUUUUCCUGGAUUAACCUGUCGGGAUACAAAUUAGAAAUGUCUUCAAAAUGGCCCAGAGCAGCCUUUUUGUUUAACAUGGCGAGAAUAUCAGUCAUAUUAUUGACUGGAGUGUAGACUGUUGUAAGGCAAUACUUGCCUUGUAAGAAUGUCAUUUCUACCUAUAAGAACAAUUAUCAGACCGUUUUUAGAUUUUAAAUAUUUAUCUGAACUUCAGAAUGUUCACCUUAAGCAACUGUACCAUUCCAUUUCUGUCCUGUUAAUAUUCGAUUGGAAAAUAAAAUUCGCUAAUCAUUGUUAUACUUUUAA
Molecule: messenger RNA, 1868 nt
Organism: Bombina bombina (fire-bellied toad)
Lineage: Eukaryota; Metazoa; Chordata; Amphibia; Anura; Bombinatoridae
Gene: CCZ1
Product: CCZ1 homolog, vacuolar protein trafficking and biogenesis associated
Exons: 16
Coding region: 158-1576 (472 amino acids)
Biological process (GO): vesicle-mediated transport
Cellular component (GO): intracellular membrane-bounded organelle; Mon1-Ccz1 complex
Source: RefSeq, a predicted model, not a curated record